AUGAAGUUAUUGCAAAAUUUCUUGUUGUUGUUAUUAUAUUCACUGAGUGAAUCCUAUUUUACGAAGGAUUUUCGCGAAUUUUUGGUUAAUAUUAAUGGUGCUGAGAUCGCUGAGUUAUUAGAGAGAGUGGAUUUACGAGAAAAUGGAAGUUUUGGUGGGAAAAUCGAUGGAAUGGAGAAGUUGAAGAAUCAGCCAGUGAUCCUUGUCCAUGGUGUGAUGAGCGAUAUCAUGCGCUUCUUCCCAAUCAAACACUUUUACCAUCGACAAGGUUAUUCAGAGGGUGAGAUUUACGGUACCACUUGGGGUAAUCCAGAUGAUUUACUUAUCAAUGUUACUCUCAAAUGUGCAUAUGUUAAACAGCUUCGUGCUUUCUUUGAGUCAGUUCACAAAUACACAAAGAAAAAAGUUGAUGUGCUUGGUUAUUCGAUGGGAUCUGUUUUAGCGAGAAAGGCGAUUCUUGGCGGUAACUGUGAAGGCGAAUUGGGUGAACCGCUCACGAAAAUUGUAGACACUUUCGUUUCGGUGGCUGGUUCUAAUUAUGGAUCUUCAUACUGUGAUGAGUAUUCGUAUUUCGAUGUUUGCAAUCCGACAAACGGGCUCAGCUGUGACUCGGAGUUUUUGAAAGAGCUGAACUCUUAUCCAAAACGAUUCGAAGGCCGGUUCUCUUUUGCAAUCGCGAGUAACUUUGAUGAAAAGGUUGGCGAGUGGUGUUGUGGGAAGAAGUGUUGCGCUUUGUUGAACUCGAAUCGAGAGUUUUGGGGCUAUGAGUCAAGCCACGAUCGUUUGAUGAUUGGCUCUGCUCGUCUCCAAUUCGAACUCAUCACCAAACAUCGUCGUAUCAAAGCAAAACUCAUCGUUAAACGAAAGAAAUCACCGCAAAAGUUUCCCUUCAGCUUUAAUAAUUCAAAUAUUGAACGGGAAAGUGCAGAAGAGAAUCGAAAUUCAAAUAUUGUCAACUUUGAAUCAAUUUCUGACUCAAUGAAGUCACAACUCCUUGAGAGUUUUUCGAGAUUGGAUAAAGAAAGAAUUAAUCUAAAGGGUACAAUGGAUUAUGAAGAUUUAGUCAAAGAGAAAGAUUUCAUUUUAAAGAAUCAAGAAAAUUCGAUAAAAGUUGUUUCUGAAACGUUUCCCAAGACUAUGACUUUUGAAGAUGAAUUGCCAAAUUCUCGAGAUGAAAAGCUAAAGCCAAACAAUUCAAAGAAAACUUCUACAAAGCCACUCUUUUCUCCAUUAUCAUUGCUUUUCGGAAAACCCGAUGGAAACGAUUUUUCGUUUGGGAUCUCUGGUGGACCAAGUUUGAAAUCGGGAAAGAUUGAUUCAAGCGAUGGGAAAAUGAAUGAGGAUAAAGCUGAUGAAUUACAGAAGUUGUCUUCAGGGAUCAUUGGUGAAGGUGGGAGAGGACCGGGAGAGUUUCGGAAGGAGAACGAGUCAGAGAAUCUUCCACAAGAAGAACAAAGCAAAGAGCAGACUCAAGAAGUUCCAAAAGUCGAUAGAGAUCAUCCAGUUUUUAUCUCAACUCCUGGAGGAAUUGGUGCUGGAAGUGAGCUUGACAAAGUUGAUUUUGAAAGUCCUCUUGAAACUGGUAACAGUGCUGGUGAAGUGAUUCAAGAAUCAGAAGCUUCUGAAGCUGGAAUAACAGAUGAGCUGUUUCAAGAACCAGAAAGUUCAAGAACUCAAAAAGAACUGGUUCGGAAACGGAUUGAGAUGACAAAAGGAAUGAAUGGGAAGAUGGAAAUAGAAACUAGUCAAGCUAAAGGUGGACAAGAGCGAAAUGAGUCACCAUUUGAAGAAAUCGCUGAGAAAAGCAAUGUUUUAAGAAAUUCUCGAGUAAUUGGGGUGUUUGAUGAAGAUUUUACUAUAGAAAGCCAGACUGAGAACACUUUCCAAGAAAUGAAACGAAUGGGAAUAGCUGGAGUAGGACAUGAAACUCUUCAAAAUUCUGAUCUCAUGGAGAAUGAGAAACGAAUUCGAAAAAUGUGCAAAUUGUCCAUCCAAGACUGUCAACAAUUACAAAAAUCUCGGAAAAAGAUCUUAUGGAAAAAUUUGGACCGAAAAACA
This is a messenger RNA of Mesorhabditis belari, 2058 nucleotides long. Lineage: Eukaryota; Metazoa; Nematoda; Chromadorea; Rhabditida; Rhabditidae. The record is from the annotation of a GenBank genome assembly.